UAUAUUAUAAUGGAAAAUGUGGGUGAUUUUGGGCAUGUGGGUCUUCCACAUAUACAUUACUUUCCCUAAAGCUAAAAUCUCUACCGUCCAUUUCCUCUAUAUAUAUGGAUCAUUUCUUGCCUCCUAUUAAUUGUCUUCCAAACUCCAUCUUCCUCAACUUACUCAAUCUUCUCAUUCUUUGUUCUUAUUCUCAAAGUUCCUCUUCAUUCUUCAACAAUGACUAUUGGUGGUGUAACUAAGAAGAGAACACUGAAGAAAGAACAAGAUGAGGUCUACACAAUGGAUGGAUCAGUGGACUAUAGUGGCCAUCCUGCCAGCCGCCAAGAAACCGGGAGAUGGUUUGCGAGCAAUAUUAUCCUUGUAAAUCAAGGAUUGGCUACCUUGGCUUUUUUCGGAGUUGGGGUGAACUUGGUUCUGUUCUUGACAAGAGUGCUGGGUGAAAACAAUGCUGAUGCUGCAAAUGCUGUCAGUAAAUGGACUGGAACUGUCUACAUCUUCUCCCUUGUUGGUGCCUUCCUUAGUGAUGCAUACUGGGGAAGAUUCAAAACCUGUGCAAUCUUUCAGAUAAUAUUUGUUGUGGGUUUGGCUUCAGUUUCUUUAUGCACAUAUCUCUUCCUCCUAACACCAAAAGGUUGUGGAGAUAGAUUGACUUCAUGUGGGAAACACACAAGCAUGGAGAUGGGCUUAUUUUACUUCUCUAUCUACCUUGUAGCCUUGGGAUAUGGAGGUUAUCAACCGAACAUAGCAACGUUCGGUGCUGACCAGUUUGAUGAAGAGUAUCAAAAGGAGUCACACUCAAAGGUGGCUUUUUUCAGCUACUUCUACCUAGCAAUGAACCUUGGAUCACUCUUUUCAAACACUAUACUGGGAUACUUUGAAGAUGAAGGGAUGUGGGCUCUAGGAUUCUGGGCAUCAGCCGCCUCUGCGUUUAUGGCGCUCGUUAUGUUUCUUGUUAGAACACCAAAAUACAGGCAUUUCAAGGCAACAGGGAACCCCCUUUCUAGAUUAAGCCAAGUUCUUAUUGCUGCAAUCAGGAAAUGGAGGACUGAAAUGCCUGAAGGUGAGAGACUAUAUGAAGCAGAAGAAAAAGAGUGUUCUACAGAUGGAAACAGAAAGUUACUCCAUAGUGAAGGUUUCAAAUUCUUAGACAAAGCAGCAUAUAUCAAUUCAGGGGAUUUCUACAACCAGGAGCAAGGACUUCGUAACCCGUGGCGUCUUUGUCCCAUAACACAGGUUGAAGAAGUGAAGUGCAUAUUAAGACUACUCCCCAUAUGGCUAUGCACCAUAAUCUACUCAGUAGUGUUCACUCAAAUGGCAUCGCUCUUCGUCGAACAAGGUGCUGCCAUGAAAACUACAAUCGCAAACUUCAGAAUCCCAGCUGCAAGCAUGUCCAGUUUCGACAUUCUCAGUGUUGUAGUUUUCGUGUUCUUCUACAGAAGAGUUCUUGAUCCACUUAUGAGCAGACUAAGGAAGAGGGAAUCUGGUGGGCUAACUGAGCUACACAGGAUGGGUAUUGGUCUAAUCAUAGCAGUAUUAGCCAUGAUUUCGGCCGGAAUUGUGGAGUGUUACAGACUCAAAUACGCGAUAAAAGAUUGCCCUCAUUGCAAGGCACCUAACCCUAGUACACUAAGCAUUUUCUGGCAAAUUCCUCAGUAUGUGUUUAUAGGAGCAUCUGAAGUUUUCAUGUACGUUGGUCAACUGGAGUUUUUCAAUGCACAAGCACCUGACGGGCUAAAGAGUUUCGGGAGUGCUCUUUGUAUGACGUCAAUCUCACUGGGAAACUACGUCAGCAGUUUGAUCGUGUCGAUAGUUAUGAAAAUAUCGACGGAGGAUCAUAUGCCGGGGUGGAUACCGGGAAAUCUAAACAAGGGUCAUUUAGACAGGUUUUACUUCCUAUUGGCAGCUCUAACUACUGUGGAUUUUGUUGUCUAUAUAUUAUGUGCAAGAUCAUACAAACGUAUCAAGAUGGAAGGGAAAUUUGGUGAAGAACACACCCAAAUUAGUUAUGAUGUCUGAAGUCUGACAUCAGCAACGACGUCAUAUUGCAAAGGCAUUCAUGCUUCACUUGAAUAAAAGAAAAGGGGUAUUAUUGUCCGUUCACCAUGGAGACGUUUUCUAGGGGGGAGCGGGGGAGAGGAAGAUUAUUUGAUGGAAAUAACAGGAACCAUUAGAACUUGUCACUCUUUACCUGUUAACCUGUGAAUUAUUGAAGAUAACUGAAACCAUUGUGUUCUUUCUAAUGAGCUAGGGUUGAGCAACAAGUUCAAGGGAAUUGCUGUUUUUUGCCCUUUCAACUGAAUGUUUAUUUGUGGACUAAGCUUUGUAUUUAAUAUUGUGCUAAUAUCUGGCCUAUUUCCUAUUGGUCAGUUUAUUUUUAUUUUUAUUUUCUUCGACCUUCC
This is a messenger RNA of Spinacia oleracea (spinach), 2399 nucleotides long. Its product is annotated as protein NRT1/ PTR FAMILY 7.3. Gene Ontology annotation, cellular component: membrane. Gene Ontology annotation, biological process: transmembrane transport. Bases 217 to 2016 code for a protein of 599 amino acids. The record is from RefSeq and is a predicted model, not a curated record. The transcript is spliced from 5 exons. Lineage: Eukaryota; Viridiplantae; Streptophyta; Magnoliopsida; Caryophyllales; Amaranthaceae. Gene Ontology annotation, molecular function: transmembrane transporter activity.